UUCCUUAAAUCGUACUGAAAGCAGCGGUAAAGCUGAGGUGGAAUAGAAAGUUGGGUAGCGUCCUCACGCGCGAACUCUAUUUCUGCUAGGCACUUAUAGAAGCUCGCUGUCCCCAUCCCAACUCGACAAAGAAUCCCCGCAAUGUCGCCAAGCCAAGAAGACGGUAACGAUGUGCUCUUAGUUGUGCGGCAACUAACGUCAAGAGUGCGCCGCCACCACAAGGCUGUGUUUUUGUUUCGGCUCUGGAGGCAAGCAAUGGACGAAGGAAACGCCGUUAUUUCGGCAGCACUUUUCUCGUUUUUAGCGACUGAACUCCCAGUGGAGGCAGCACGUCGCGCACCGUACAACUUUAACGCUCUUUCUAACGACCAGUGCGUCGAAAGAUUUCGGUUUACAAAGGUGCAGGUUGUGGAACUUGUGACGCUCUUUGGAUUAGAAGGCAUUCGGACUCGAGAAAGGACGGCUGCAACUGGAGCUGAGGGUCUGUGUAUCCUUUUGUACAAACUUGCUGUACCGGUUCGCUGGGUGGAUCUUAAAGAAGCUUUCGGUAGAGAUUCAAGUGGUCUAUCAAAUAUUUUUUUGCACAUGCUGACACUUUUGGACGACAAGUACGCAAAACUUCUUUAUUUCAACGACUCGUACGUGGUUCAGAAUCUGCAAGCAUACGCAGACGCUGUGUUUGACGCUGGUGGCCUCUUGCAAAACGUUUGGGCAUUUAUCGAUGGGACUGUACGGGGAAUAUGUCGUCCUCGGCCUCGUCACACAAAGCGCGAUGGCAAAUUUAUGAGCCAAAAAUCUGUGUAUAAUGGCCAUAAACGCAAGCAUGCUCUCAAGUAUCAAACACUAACAACCCCAGACGGUCUUAUCGCUCACUUGUAUGGACCAUUUCCCGGCAGAAACCAUGACAGCAAGCUUUUCAAAGAUUCAAAGAUUUCUGAGAGGAUUCGCAAUGAUUCUCGUUUCCAACAGUACAUGAUUUAUGGCGAUCAAGCUUACGGUAACGAUGAUGUACUGACUAGUCCGUACGCUGGUGAGGUUGAAAAUCUAUCGCGAGAACAACGGCAAGAGUAUGAGUCGUGUACGUGUUUCAGCGGAGUGGUCAUACGGACAGGUGACCAACUACUGGACAGCUCUCGAUUUCAAACAACAAGCUCGAGUUGGGAUUCAACUAGUUGGACUUAUGUAUCGUGUUGGUGUCUUCUUGACAAACUCUAUUACUUGUACACAGGGUGGCAACACUAUCAGCGACUACUUCGGGCUAGCUCCUCCAAGCCUAAGCGUCUAUUUGAACACUAG
Phytophthora nicotianae INRA-310 is the source of this 1296-nucleotide messenger RNA. RefSeq lists its product as hypothetical. The coding region runs from base 142 to 1296 and encodes 384 amino acids. The transcript has a single exon. NCBI's taxonomy places the organism in Eukaryota, Oomycota, Peronosporomycetes, Peronosporales, Peronosporaceae. The record is from RefSeq and is a predicted model, not a curated record.